AUGAAUUCCGUUGGAAUUGUAGGUAGACAAAGCUACCAUGUCUUCUUGGUAUUCUGUGCAUGUGUUUAAUUGAAUAUUUGGUUGUUUUUUGUUUUGUCACCACAUUUAACAUCACCCUGACUUGUUUUUUGUACUUGAAGCUCUUGAAAAUUGCAAAAUGCGGCUGGGUUAGUUCAACUUAUUAGUCGAUGUACAUCUAUCUUAUGGCUGUUACUUUUGCCCAAGAGCUAUUUUGGAUAUUGUUAGAGCAAUCAGGGGUCUUGUAAGAGAAAUUGUUGGGUUUUGUGAAAUUUUUAUGAAUACUUUUUUAUUUUUGUACUCAUUAAUUUCGACUAUACCUACAUUGUGUUAGACCAUAACUAUGCUAAGUAGUUGUACAUAUCAGCCCCGUAUUCUGAUGCCAACGCUUUAGUCACCAAAACCUGAUUCAAAUUGUUGUAGAGUUUGCAACCGUGUGUGUUUUUCCCGCGACCUGAUUCAGCCUUAUAUUAGUCAUGAUUUCGUUUCAGACAGUGGCCAUUCCAACCGCUUCCUCACCGUCUUCAGCCGAGGUGGAUCAGCCCAGCUUCAGUAGCCACUUCGGAAGCCAGCCCAGCUCGAGUGAAAGUUUCAGUAGCCAAACUGGUACAGGCUUUAAUAGUUCAAGUCGUAUUUUUGCAAGCUUGCCUAGUCAACCUUGUAGCCAGACUAGCAUAGGUAGCCAACCCGGUACUACUCCAGGCGUAGGACUUCAACCUGGUACACUAGCAAGUCUUGGUAACCAUACUGUACCAAGCUUCAGUAGCCAAAUUAACUGUUAUCCUGGUACUAGCAGUCAGCCUACUGGUCCUUUAAGCUACAUUAGUCAACCGAAUAAUUUCACAAACUUCAGUAGCCAACCUUCUAGUCAGUUGAGCCUGAGCAGCCAACCUGGUAGCCUACCAAUCUUCAGUAGUCUACCCAACAGUCAGCCGAUCUUCAGUAGCAACACUACUUUAACCACCGUACCCAGUACCACUCCCAGCACGAGUACCAACCAAGAACCAUCAACUAGUGCCAUGUUGUUCCCACCGGAAGACCUGACCACCUACAUGCAGGCCAUGCAGAACAACAACGACCUCGCCGCCUUCUUUCAACAUCAACAACAAGCCGCUGCUGCAUCGUCGUUGGCCGCCGCCGUGGCCGCGUGCCAAGCCCAGUCGACGAGUAAUGUCGCGGUAACGUCGAGCAGUGUAAAAUCACAAGCACCGCCCAUUUCCAUGCCUCCAAGCAUGCCCAAACCGCCUGGCUUCAAUUUAGCGUAAGGUUCACGAUACUUGGUGAGAUUAGAGUUGAGAGUUUGUAAUAAGGCUCAUAAUUGGCAGCUUAGAGCUGUAUAAUUAGGUAUAUAAUAACACUGUUAAGACUGUUUAUUAGGUAGAUAAUGACGGCUAAUAAUAGAGGAUGAUACGUAUAUUAUCAUCAGUAGACUGACGGUUACAAUCCCAAUAACACUCAUACCUACUUUCAUACCUAAUCAUCUACUUCUUUGUAAAAACUAAUAUCUAAUCAUCUCUUUCUUUGUAGAAACUCAUACCUAGUCAUCACGUUUGUACAAAUUCGUACCUAAUUACCCCUCUCUACUGUAACAACCAUUAAUUACAGGUAAUAAACAUUGUUUUAGACCCAUUAAUGACGUCGAGAUGAUGAAGUUUCUCCACAACCCCACCCUCGUCACACCCAAGCCCGUCGGCCCUCUACCCACGCCCGACAAACCAAAACCGAAAGAAGCCGCGCGACCUACAGCAUCACCGUCACAGAUCCUCAACGGCAUAUCGUCGUCGCCAUCACACAUAGUGAACGGACUGAAAAGAUCACAGCCCGGCACAGGACUGCAGUCAUUAGUAAGAAGCCUUAUAAUUAGUGGGAUUACUUAGACGGCUGGCUGUAACUUACAAGUGCGUUAGAGAAAAGUUAGUCAUAGGUUGUGAAGUUACUAUUCCUAGUCGUAUGUAGUAAAUAAAGAAGUUAAUAGGUUUAAAUAAAGAAGCGCAAAGUUAGUUCAAAAAUUUUCGUGUUCAAUUAAUUCUGUGCCUCCAAACCAUUGUUUUAAAGGGGGCAGAAAUUGUUUUAAAGGGGGCAGAGAAUUAUUUAAACAACGUAAUAUCCCAACUAACCAUCUAACUUUUAGCAAGAACAACUAGUCUCCUCGAUGAACGGCCCCCCGCCCGCCAAACGACACUCAAUCUCCGCCAUGCCCACCGGCCCUUCUCUACCCCAAAACGGUCUUCUCAUGUCCGCACCCCAAAUGAACCCCCAGUUCGCGGCGGCGGUCGCAGCUCAACAAAUGUCGAUGAACAAACUCAACAUGCCACCGGCUGGAAUGUUGGGAAUGCCAGGAAUGCCACCUUUCAUGCCAAAUGCUAGACUGAAUGGCGACGCACCUCAACCCAAUCUGCUUAAUGUGCCAGGCCAAAUGAAUCCAAUGAAUAUGCAAAAUUUGCAACAAUUCCUCUUUCAACAACAACUCAUGCAACAACAGCAACAACAACAACAAGCCGCGGCAGCUAAAGGGCAAGUGCAGCCAAAAUUGAGUGGUACGGCACAGCAUCAUCAGAACAUUCAACAGCAGCACGCGAAUUGGAUGCAGGCCAAGUUUCUGGCCGAGCAGCAGCAACAACAACAGAGGAUUGCUCAGCAACAGGUGAGUCUUGAUGAAAGUUUUUUAAACACCUGAGCCUUUUAGAUUGUUCUUUAGCUAAAUUAUAAUACCUUUUGAGUAUAUUAUAGUAGUUGUUGAAGCCUAAUUUCAAGUCUGCUGCCCUAAGUUAAUGUAGCGCUUUAAUACCUAUUUUUGUCCCAAAUCCUAACCUACGCAGUCCAAUAAACUCGACAUUUAGCAUGCAAAUGAAAUUAUGCAAAAAACUCAUCGUCGCUAAUCCAGUUUCCAAUUGGUUUAGGCGGCGUAACCGGAUUAGGCGACCUGAAUGCCAAAUGUUUUGGAAAUUAGGUUUUUGGACAAAAAACAUGACCCAAAUCGAAUUAGUUUCAAUUAUUCGAGCGUCCAAUUUAAUUAUUAAGCGGUGGAAAAAAAACAAGUUCGAGAACUGUAAUUAGGUAUGCCCGAAAUAGUAGGUAUACAUCAACAGGUGGCCACUCGUGAGAAUUGUUGAUUAAGGGGGGAGGAAGAUUUUUAAGUUCUAGGGCAUAUUCUAACGUGUUCCUCUUCAAGUUUUUUUUUCAAAUUGAAAAUGUUGGACUUAGCCCUCCCCAUCGAAAUCAAAAAUUAGCAAAAAAUUUUACCCCUCCCCUCUAUUUGGUGCAAAUUCCUAUCCUAAUAUGCAGCACAAGUAUUCAGACCAUUUAAAACUUCAAACUCUUGAAAUAUAAAGUAUUUGAAUACAAAAACCUAUGAAACCCAAUGUAUAUGCAUAUUCAUAGCCUUUAUAGUGGUUUAAACAACAUUAUGGUGAUAUCACUUUGUUUUGAAAACCCAAGGCUACAAUCUGUUCUUUUUUCAAAGACAGAGACAUUAAUAACAUUAAGACAAACACACAUAACUAUAUUAGGUAUCUAAAAACCCUGAAACCCACAAAGCAUAACCCAACAACCUCAAAAUCUUGCCUAAAUUACCCUAACAUUUCAGCAACAACAACGAAUGAACGGACAAUCCCCCAUCAUGAACCAAAUGCAACUCCUGCAACUAAUGCAACAACAACAAAGCCAGCAACCAUCCCAAGCCAACCCGCUCGCCCCCAACCCCGCCCUCCUCGCUCAACAUCAACAACUCAUGCAACUCCAACACCAACAAAUGCUAAUGCAACAACAGAAUCAGCAACAGCAGCAACAAACAGAGCAACGUCGUCGUGCCCAAACCAUUGGAAACGCUAGCCAGCUAAGUGCCCUACAUCAACAACAAAUACCAUCGAUAACGUUGGGGCAAGGUAUGGCCGCGCAACCAAUAGUACCAGCUAUACCAACAGCUCUAACGCCGUUUGGGUCACUGACACCUCAGCCAACUCAAGCAGCUGUUUCACCGGCUUUGUCUAAUCAUAAUGAGCAGAUGAGUCAGGCGGUAGCGACAACAGUGGCUAGUUCACCAGCUGAAGCUGCGGCUGCCAAUCCGCCUACGCUACAGCCGGAACAGGCCGCGCAGACUAGUCAGGAGAUGCUGCAGGUAAGAAUAAUAUAGGGUUUUAUCUAUGAAUGUUUAGAAAAGAGAUUUUUUUAAACAAGGUAUCAUAUCACUUCAAACCCCAAUAUUAUCCACCCCUUUUUAGAAAAUCUUAGCUAACUACCCAAUGAUGGACCCCAACUUCCUUCAACAACUAGCUCAAGCCACCGCCGCCGCCCAAAACAAUCCUCAGAUCACGGUGACAGCGGCUUCAGAAGUCUCUAAUGACACCGUAUCGGUUGCUAAUCUACUGGCUCCCCAAUCUCAUUCCGUGGAUUCAGCUGCGCCCACGACUAGAGCCGGCUCCACCAAUCCCAGUCAACCAGAUGGCGACAGUGAUAAGAAUGAGUCGGGAUUAGUGAUAGCUGAGGAGGAGGAUAACCCGGUAGUUGAUUAG
This is a messenger RNA of Bursaphelenchus okinawaensis, 4529 nucleotides long. The record is from the annotation of a GenBank genome assembly. Lineage: Eukaryota; Metazoa; Nematoda; Chromadorea; Rhabditida; Aphelenchoididae.